AUGUUGUGUAACGUCUUGGGGAUGCUUCGCCAUCAACUGGUUUAUUCGGCAAGCAGAAAACCAUGGAGUUCCGGCAGAGAAGCAUGCGAUUGGAUCAAGUUUCACAUUUUGAAUGCUGGCCGCCUGCCUCUGGGUUGCGCCAAGGUAGGUAGUCCAAACCUUUCUCUCCGGAGUCAGGACUCGAGAGGACCAUUGUAG
Molecule: messenger RNA, 198 nt
Organism: Colletotrichum lupini
Lineage: Eukaryota; Fungi; Ascomycota; Sordariomycetes; Glomerellales; Glomerellaceae
Exons: 1
Coding region: 1-198 (65 amino acids)
Source: RefSeq, a predicted model, not a curated record